Messenger RNA from Rangifer tarandus platyrhynchus (Svalbard reindeer), 1590 nucleotides. Lineage: Eukaryota; Metazoa; Chordata; Mammalia; Artiodactyla; Cervidae. The record is from the annotation of a GenBank genome assembly.
AUGGCUGGUCUCCAGUUGGCGUUGCCUCUGCCUAUGGGCGUUAUGCUCCCACAUAAUAAAAGGGAUGCUCCAGAGCUCCAUUCAGCUAAGCAAGACCCCUACAGAAAAAGUGACUCUUCCCAGCGGUCCUCUGCAGGGCACCUGAGGAACAAUUUCCAGCAGAAGCUUUUGAGUAACCAAGAACUGAUGCUGGAUAAUCUCUACACUCACCCCAAGUGGAACACCUGCACAAAAGCCCAGAGCUAUUCAUAUCCCCACUGUGCUGGAAUGAGCCAGCAUGAUCCAAGGAGCAACCCCCAGGGCCAAGCCAAGGGUUUGUUUUACGCAUCAGACCCUCAGUCCCGGUAUCCCAAAACAAAUGACCAGGAAUUCAUCCCCUUGACAAAGAAGCGAGUGGGGGUAGACCGGGCAUACCCUUUGAAACCUGUGUUUCAUCGGAAGUCCCAUAGUACAGGUGAGGCUGGCACUGAUGGGGACCAGAACGCUUCUCCAAGAACCCCUGAGCCAAGAAAGUAUUCGAACAGUAGCUUUGGUUCAAGGAACUGGGUGAAUUCAUUGAUGGUUGGUCCAGUUGCUGCCACUCUGGAGGAAAGGGUCAUGGCAAAUGCCAGCAGGACAGAGUGGAUGCAAAUCCAAAGACUCGAAGCUGCAGGGGAGAGCUUAGGGGAGGAAAUCCGCAGAAAAGAGACUCUUCUGAGGGAAAAGCUGAAGAAGACGGAGGAGGAACUCAGAAGGAUCCAGAAGGAAAAAGAGCAGGCUGAGGAAAAUGAAAAAAGAGAGCUACAGAGAAUGGUGCUCUCCCGGAGGAGAGUUAAAGAUAAUAGCAUUUCCAUGUACAAACCUAUCUUCUCUCCAGCAUUCGGGUCUGAGGAGGUCUUCAACAGAGACACAGGAGAAGACGAAACUUGGGGACAAUCUGAAGAGAAUGCUAGUCCAUUCCAUUUCUCUGAUUAUAGAAUUCAGAAGCUCAAAAGGGAAAGACUGGUGGCAAGCAAUAACAAAAUCCGAGACCCAGUCUCAGGGCCAUUGAAGAAGUUUUCUCAAGCUCCAGAAGCACCGUUCAACACUUUGCAGAGAUACACCAGCAAUUCUAGCUCAUCCAGGGCACCAGACUCUUCAGGCUCCAGAUGUCCCACUGAAGAGCCAGAACUGGGCGAGUGCAGCCACUGUGGCCGAAAGUUUCUCUUGCUCAGGCUGGAGAGACACUCCAGCAUCUGCCGCAGGAUGCAGGGUUCCAAGAGGAAAGUGUUUGACUCCUCCAGGGCCCGGACCAAGGGCACAGAACUAGAGCAGUACUUGAACUGGAAGGGUCCAGCUUCAGUCAAGGCCAAACCUCCUCGGAAGAGCAACUGGAGACAGAAGCAUGAAUCCUUCAUCCGUACCCUCCGUCAGGCUCGAGAGUUCCAGCAGGUGAUUGCCAAGGGUGGAAACCCCUCAGACCUGCCUCCCAUCCUGCCUGUAGAAAAUCCAGACUAUAUUCAGUGCCCUCACUGUAGCCGCCACUUUGCUCCCAAGGUGGCAGAGCGGCACAUCCCCAAGUGUAAGACCAUCAAGAACCGUCCUCCGCCUCCAAGAAAGCACUACAGUUGA